AUGUUUAUAUAUAAAAUACAGGGAGUUCCAUAUGCUGAACCACCAGAACGUUUCAGUGCACCGGUCCCCAAGAGUCCAUGGCCAGGUACCCUGAACACCACCGAGUUCAAAUCAGCAUGUAUGCAGCCGACCAAUCCACGAUUUCCUGACAUCGAUGAAGACUGCCUUUACUUGAAUGUGUAUUCCCCAAAACAUAAGUUGGAGCGAUCCGCUGUGCUAGUUUUCAUCCACGGUGGGUCUUUCUUGACCGGUUCAGCAAUGACGUACAUGUUUUAUGGAGUCCCAUUGGCUGCCGUAGGUGACGUCAUCGUUGUCACCAUCAAUUACAGAGUCGGAAUAUUUUCACGAUUUUCAACGGGGACGGAAGGCUCACGAGGUAAUUAUGGCAUGCUUGAUCAGGUAGAAGCCUUACGCUGGAUACAACGAAAUAUCGGAGCUUUCGGUGGAGACCAAAGCAGGGUUACGAUAUUUGGUGCCAGCGCUGGUUCUGCAAGUGUGCACUUUCACUUGCUUUCUAAGUUGAGUCGGGGACUUUUCAGCCAAGCUAUAAUGCAGAGUGGAAAUGCUUAUGCCGAGUGGGCUUUCGAGAAUACACCAUUACAGGAUGAUCGGAAGAGAGCUCUAGAACUCGGCCAGUCAAUGGGAUGUCAAACUGCCUCUGUGCCCGCCAUGAUUGAAUGCCUGAGAUCGAAAGAUGCCACCGAUCUCAUGGAGGCUGCAGGAACGAUACAUGGCUGGCGAUACAAGCUCCACGUUGAUGGCCUUUUCUUGGAGGACACACCGGACAACCUCUAUAGGAUGGGCGACUUCAAACAAUGUCCCAUCAUGGCAGGUUACAAUAAAGACGAAGGCACGGCCAGACUGCGAACCAUGUUCCGGGACCAUCGUUACGAACCGUACCCUCCCAGUAUGAACCUGACAACUGCUCACGAUCAUGUGACAUCCUUCGUGUCAUGGAAGGGUUACAACGAAUCAAUGAUCCUCCGUAACGCAGUUCUGGAGAUGUACACAGACUGGUCCGAGGACUUGAUCAAUGGCAACUUCUCUCGGACCUACGUGGACGUACUCACGGAUGUGAACUAUGCAUGUACCUCGGACAAAGUUCUUCGAGCUCAUCAGGCAUUGGGUGUUCACCCAAUCUUCAAGUAUAUUUUCACACACGCGCCAACCAAGAGUAUUCAAGAAUUCAUACAUGAAACACAGAUUGAUGUCACCCCAUCUACUCGUUGGUUAAAGGCGACUCAUUCCGAAGAAGUGACCUUUGUCUUCGGGUUGCCCUUUAUUGAAGAGAUUUCUCAUGUAUUUAAUGUCACAGAGGAAGAAAGGUCUCUUUCUCUCCAGAUCAUGCUAUUCUGGGCCAACUUUGCGAAAUCAGGUGACCCUAACAAGGCGAGUAAAGAUGGUUUUGUGAACGAUGCUUUUGAACCUUGGUUGCCUUUCACCGAGAAUGGCCUGAUGCACAAAGACCUGUCUCCUGCAUUCCCUAAUGGUAGGGCAGCAAGGGCAAGGGAGUGUCACUUCUUGAAUGUGUAUAUGCCACGAUUGAAAGCAUCAACCGCAUCCAUCUCGGAGGUUGAGCAACAAUGGAAGCGAGAUUUUAAGGCAUGGCAAUAUCUUUUUAUAGCUUGGAAGAGAACCAAGAAUAGGAACACUUGACAUUCUACAGUCAUUGCCAAAAUGGCACAUAAACCUAAACGUCAGAUAUCAGUCAUACCGGAACUCAAUCGAGAGGCAUUAUAUGAAAUUAUUAACCAUGAGUUAUAAUCGUAGUUCCCGAGAUGACAUAUGAUUUUCAAACUUUUAUCUUGUCAACUCUUGUUUUUAUUUCUGUGUAGAAUUAAUCCACAUAGUUUGAAAACGAAGGAACUGUUUAAUACUUAAAAUGUAAAGAUUUCCAAACCUGCCAG
This is a messenger RNA of Lytechinus variegatus (green sea urchin), 1907 nucleotides long. RefSeq names its product cholinesterase-like. The record is from RefSeq and is a predicted model, not a curated record. Lineage: Eukaryota; Metazoa; Echinodermata; Echinoidea; Temnopleuroida; Toxopneustidae. The transcript has 9 exons. Gene Ontology annotation, molecular function: cholinesterase activity. Bases 1 to 1656 code for a protein of 551 amino acids.